AUGAACUUCAAGGGCACGUUCAAUACCGGACGUGGUGCAGGCACUGUGUGGCUGCAAGGGCUUACGGGCAACCUCAUCGCGAGCACGGAGGCGAUUCCGGAGAUCGUCACGGAUUACUUCUACAUGGGCGAGGAAGAGAAGGCUGCGACGCACGUUUUCAUCAAGGACCGGGUCACCAGCAUGAUCGGCGCGACUGUCUUGGACGGCAAGACGAGCACGUAUGCGGCGAAGUACUUCACGAAUUUCUUGGUGGAGCUAGGGUACCGCAGGAUCAUCUUGAAGAGCGACAACGAGCCUGCGUUGUUGAAACUGCGCAGGGAGGCUGUGAAGGACAUGCAGAUCGAAGUUGUGCCACGGGAGUCGCCUGUGAGCGAUCACCAGGCCAAUGGUGCGGCUGAGAGUGGCGUCCGCGAGGCUAAGAAGGGCAUCCGUGCCCUCAAGACGUCCACCGAAGACCGGUAUGGAAGGAAGCUCGCUGAGGACCACGUGCUCCUAGCGUGGCUUGCGCGGCACGUGGCUCAGACGUCCAAUCGGUACAAAGUCGGUGAGGACGGACGUACGCCGGUGCAGCGGUCAACUGGCAGGCGGUGGAAGAAACCGGCAUUAUUGUUCGGAGAGUGCAUUAUGGCGAGGCUGGCGGUGACUAGGGCUGGCAAGCGCGACUACGAGAACAUCAUGAUUCCGGGUGUGUACGUCGGCCAUUCUGCACGGUCAGGCAGCCUUAUUAUCUUGACGGAGGACGGCGUUCGCUACGCGAAGUCGUUCCGGCAGCGACCCCACGGUGAACGUUUUGAUCUAGCUUUUCUUGAUAAAGUUCGGGGUCUGCCAUGGGAUGUAGCACAUCGCGCGGGGCGUGCACCACAGGUUCUAGAAGGACGUGAGGCUGUAGGACUUCCGAUUCUACCUCCUCCAGGUGCCGCUGGGGCCCAGGAAGGGCUCAAGAGGGACGUGUACAUCACAGCCAAGAUGACGGAGAAGUACGGCCUGACGCCGGAGUGCCCGGCCUGCACGGAGAUAUUUUUCGGAGGUUCGACCAGGCAGGGCCAUGCACCGACGUGUCGUUCACGGAUCGUGGAGGCGAUGGAGAAGGACCCGGACGGUCGUCUCCGGCUAGCGGCGGCGAGAAAACGGAAGAAGGCUUCGACGGCAGCGCCAGAUGCCAAGCAGGAGCCUGAGGUGGAGGACGCCGUGCGCGAGAAGCCGGAGGAGGAGCAGGAGGAGGUGGACAUGACUGUGGAGGAGGGCAUUGGAGGAGAGAUGUUGGAGGAUGCGCCGGAGGGGAACCACAUGCAGGUAGUGAAGCCCGAGCGCAACAUGAAGUGCGACAUCGGCAGCCUAAGCGAGCAGGACAUCGACCCGGCGGUGCCCAGGCCGGACGUGCAGGCAGGCGGUUCGAGUGCAUCGACGGCGGCACCCGCCGCGGGCUCGAGCUCAGGAGCCAUGGCUGGGACGAGUGGCAUCUCAGAAAAAUCGGCGCCGGCGGUGGGCCAGGCGCACAAUGCAGACGUGGGUGCGUUCUCUGCGUACAAGGACAAGUACUUCGCAGAGACGGUUAAGCACGUGACGGAGUUUUACACCGGCUCGGAGUUCGAGGGCGACUCUGAGGGCAUCCGGGGGGUAUCCCGGAUAGCAGUCGAGAUGUCCGCAAUGGACGUCAGUGAGGUCCUUUCCCGAGGCAAUCGUCGUCUUGGACUUCGUGCAGGUUUCGCCAUUGAUUUACAACUUCAGCGACCUGACGGGCAGUUCUGGGACCUUUCACGGGAUGAGGACAUAGACAUGUUAGAUAAGCUCCAGGACAAGUACAAGCCUGAGGUGUUGAUCGGGUGUCCAUCGAGUACUGUGUUUUCGAGGCUUCGGUCGCCAUCGAGAGUAAACUUGGACCCAAACACCGUGAGCUUAGAGAUGCAGGACGGCCGGAGGCACUUGAGAGCGAGUGUCGACGCGUACCGGAAGCAGAUCAAGAUGGGCAAGUUGUUCUUGCAUGAGGUUCCUGGGAUUACCACCUCCAGGGGCGAGGACAUCAUGGCGGAGCUGGAGAACAUGCCGGGAGUGUACAAGGUGGCCGGUCCCAUGUGCAAAUGGCGGCUGGCAGGCACCAUCCAGAGCGGAAGAUCUGGAUACGUGCGCAGAGAAACGUCGUGGUUAACGAACUCGCGAGAGUUGGCCGCUAUGCUGCAGGACGAGCGUGUGAGCCUGCAGGGCAAGAGUGGUUGGUAUCGGCAUGUACGUCCAGUUGGUUUUCAGAAGGUGAGGUCUACGCACAUAUAUCCGCCGAGGCUGAUGUAUGCGAUUUUACGUGUGGUUCGUGAUCAGCUUGUUCACCGGAUGGAGUUGUCGAGUAUGGACAUCUGCACGGCUGGGCCCAUAGCUGAGGAGCCGGAGGUGUACAGCGACGAACAGUGGAAGACGUAUUACGACGACGUCAACGGCGGGAUUAUACCGACAAAGUUGGUGGAGGACGCUAGGCAGUUGGAGCGGGACUGGGUUGCCAAGGAGGGCGUGUACACCAAGGUCCCGCGGGAGGUCAUGGAGAGCGAGGGCGCUACUGCGAUUCCGCUGCUCUGGAUUGACACCAACAAGGGCGACGCUAAUAAACCUGUCGUGCGUUCUCGAUUGGUCGUGAUGGAGGCCACGAAGGGCAAGAAGGCGAAGUUCGAGCAGCUGAGUCCGGAGAAGUUGUUCUCCGCCAUGCCGUGGUUGGAGGCUUUGAAGCUUCUCUGCAGUAUCCAGGCGACGCAACAGCGGAGUUCCAGGGGCGCCGAGCUCAAGCUAGCGUUCUGGGACAUCUCGCGGGCGCACUUCAUGUCGAAGUGCGAGCGGAGGCUGUUUGUCAAGUUGCCAGAGGGAGAUCCCGACAGACACACUCAUGUUGGGCUGCUUCAGAGGACCAUGUACGGAACUCAGGACGCAAGCCACCUGUGGCAGAAGAACUACACCGACCUUUUGGCUAAGAAGGGCUACGUUCUGGGGAAGACGAACCCAUCUAUAUUCUACAACCCAUUUGAUGGAUCGAGGCUUUUCGUCCACGGAGAUGAUUUUGUUCUCUUGGGUGAUCAACGUUCAAUUACGGAAAUGGACACGCUGUUGAAUUCUAAGUUCACUUGCAAGCACGUGGCAACGCUUGGCACGGAGGCAGGUGACUCCCAGGAGGCGUGCAUCUUGAACCGGAUUGUUCGUAUCACGGAGGACGGUAUUGAGAUCGAAGGGUUGGGCAAGCAGAGACAUGUCAAUACACGUUAUCUGUGGCUACAAGAUAGAGUGGCGAGCGGCGACAUUCGGAUCGUGAAGGUUCGGACUACCGAGCAGAUGGCCGACCCUCUGACGAAGGCGAUGGCCGUCGGCAUGAGGGACCCUUUGCUUACGACAGCCGGCUUGGUCUUCGACUCGAGCAGGGCCGUGACUCAGAAGGGACUUCUGGCCUGA
Molecule: messenger RNA, 3423 nt
Organism: Prorocentrum cordatum
Lineage: Eukaryota; Dinophyceae; Prorocentrales; Prorocentraceae
Source: the annotation of a GenBank genome assembly